CCGCUAUUAAAUGGCGUUCAUUUCUGCUUCCUAAUUCCUCUUUAUUUACUAUUCCGACUAUUCCUCGGGUAAGGUUUUUAAAUAUUUAAACGCCGAUUUAUGACAUUACUCAAAGGCAAAGACAGAGUUGUCCAAGCAAGAAUUUAAGACGUUUGUAAGUACCUCAAAUAUUCUAAAUCCAAUUAAAUCAUCAAUGUAUUUAGGAUAAUACUAAACAAUUUAAUAUUGAAUAAUGUUUCAAGCAGUUUUCUGAUUCAAUUAAGAACUGUAGAUGGUGAACCAGUUACAGUAGGAAUGUGGAAAGUAAAGGACCAAUGCGUUGUGUGACUUUUUUUUUUAUUCAGUCACCUUUCUUACUCAAUUUUGUUGUUCUUCAAAGAAUUAUUUUUAAAAAUAACAUUUAAUAAGUGACAAUUCAUACCCGGGUACCAGAAGUGAGAGGUUAGGAUUUUUUUUUAAUGUUUAAAAUUAAAAAAAAAAAAAAAAAAACAACAUUUUAAAGUAAAAAAUAAAAGUUUAAUCUUAGUGUAGUUGCUAGACAUCGAUUUCAGCAGGAUAGUCGCAAUUGUUAGCUUUCUUCUAAUUGAGCAUUCAAUAUGACGUGCUACAUAAUGAUUUGUUUUCCCAUUUAUAAACUAAAAAUCGCCCACUUUUAAUAAGAAAAUAUCGACAUAAUAAUAAUAUUUUAAAAUUUUGAUUCUUUAUCUUUUUAAGUCCGAUUUUAACACUAUCUAAUAAUAAACUGAUAGAGUUGCAAAUAAUUUAGUUUUUCAGAUGGCGAGCCGAGGCCCCAAUGGUGAGGAAUGUUCAGUGUUAUGAUAGAUAGCUGUGUGUGAUGCUUGGUGCUUCUCGGUUUGUUUUGAAUUAAGGAGAUUGUGGAGUGUGUGGCUGUAUGGUGAGGGGAGUGUUGUGUGUGAAGUGAGAAUAAGGAGUGUAAUGUCAGGGAGUGUAGUGUGUGGAGUGUUGUGUGGGCAGAGUGAUGCGGGGAGGGGGGGGGUGGGUAUGAUCUCGGGAAAUGUAACUUGAGGAGCGUUGUCAGUGUAUUUUGGUAUUGAGAUUGGUGUAUGGUUAUUUUGGUGUCGAGAGUUUGGUAAUCUCUAAUUAGCUUUUGGUUUAUAAUUUAUUGUCAGUGGGAGAUGUGAUAUUGGUUUAACGUGGCAUUUCUUACAUAUAAAGUUUACAACAGAUCUAUGUCUAUGGUGUUUUUAUUCUAGUUUAUGUGAGUGUGCUUUUAAUGAGUUCUUACCCUGGGUUAAUGUGAUAUAACCAAUUACAACAGAUCACGAGGCUUCUGAAAACGGCAUUACAAUUAAUGUUUUACAUGGAGAGGACGUCUGCCAAAAAACAAUCCCCUUGACAGAUAAAGAUGGAGAAGAACUCCGGGUAAAAGAGGUGAGUGCAGAAUGUAUAUUACGUAUUUUCUUAAUUUUUUAUCCGUAACAUGAAAGGAUGGCAUUCAAAGAAAGUCAUUUAGAAUUUAGGUAAACAAAAUGUAAAUUAAUUAGUUUAACUUUCAUGCAACACACCCACACAAAACAUUUAAUUUUUAAAAAAAUCUAAAGUGAUAACUUACUAAGGUAGUCUUAUAAUAAAUUAUCAAUACAUUCUGAAAUAUUUCCCCACAGGUUAAGCAAUUUCUUCUUCCAAGAUUUAAGAUCUCCAACCCAGAUGGCUACCAAUUGGUAGGUAGGCUUAAUGGUGACGCAUGGUCAGAACUUGACGAUGACCAGAAAAUUACUGCGUACAUAGACUACCUCACUAGUGGCUGUGUGUCGUUUCAAAGUAAGAUUUAAAUGAAUGGUAAUCGUGAUACUUUUUGUACCUGGGUGUAUGUUUGAACUAUAAAACUAUUGACUGAGGGAAAACUUUUGACAAAAAUGUGUUCAACUCUUAACCCCACUUUUUGAUCUAACACCUUCAAUAGUGUUAAAUUGUGUACUAAUCUUCCAAUCGCAUGUAUUCCGGUUUUUUAUUAGAAACUUUACACCAUAUUGUCAUAAUAAAUGAAAAUAUCCUGUAUUGUAUAAUCAAGAGUUCAGUUUUUUCUUUUGUUUUCUUUUUCAAAACUUCCAACACAUUUUACUUAAAAUACUUUUUUUAUACAUUCAUUCACACUUUUGUACAUACAAGUCAUCACUUCAUGUCUGACAAUUUGAAUACAAAAAUUGAAGUUUAUGUUUUGAGAAAUAAACAAUAAUCACUAAUAA
Molecule: messenger RNA, 2207 nt
Organism: Lymnaea stagnalis (great pond snail)
Lineage: Eukaryota; Metazoa; Mollusca; Gastropoda; Lymnaeidae
Source: the annotation of a GenBank genome assembly